Armigeres subalbatus is the source of this 967-nucleotide messenger RNA. RefSeq lists its product as uncharacterized. Lineage: Eukaryota; Metazoa; Arthropoda; Insecta; Diptera; Culicidae. The record is from RefSeq and is a predicted model, not a curated record. The transcript has a single exon. Bases 62 to 601 code for a protein of 179 amino acids. Gene Ontology annotation, biological process: chitin catabolic process; cell wall macromolecule catabolic process. Gene Ontology annotation, molecular function: chitinase activity.
AGUUCAGUUCAGGUGGUCAUUUAAGACGGUUCAGUUUGUGGUCGAUAGUAAAUCUCCAACCAUGGUCAGCGCUGAUGAGUUGAACACAGCUUUACAAGCGUGCGGUUAUAGCUCGUUGGGUUACGAUGAAGCCCAGACCAUCGUCAAGCACAUCAAUGGGUCUAUCAGCAAUAAGAACGAAGCAGCAAUGUUUAUUGCCCAGCUGAUUCACGAGAGCGGUGGCUUCCAGCAUCGCGUUGAAACCGGAAGGGGACGCGGCUACGACUAUGGAAGCACCAGCUACUACGGCCGGGGUUAUCUUCAACUGACUCACGACUACAAUUAUAGGGAUGCUUCGUGGGACAUUUUCAAAGAUGAUCGACUGGUUAACAAUCCUGAUUUUGUGUCGAAUAGUGUGGAUAUGUCGAUGCGCGUUUCAGUGUGGUUCUGGGAGACGCGCGUUCGCCCAAAAGGAGGUCCUGCUGAUAAUAAUUUUGGUUUGACGACAAAAGCGAUCAACGGUGGUUUGGAGCCACCGGGCAGUUCCGGUGCAAUUAGACGUUUUAAUAUGUACAGAAAGGUUGCCGAUGCGCUGGGAGUCAGAAAUCCUGCGAGCCAAUAAGUGAAUUAGCAUCCUUGUAGUUUCACAAUCGUCGUGCGGGGCUUCUUCGGAAAUCGGGGGCUACAUUGGUAAUUUUGAAACCGGAAUUAUAACAUAAAUUAAAAUCAAAUUGCCACUAUCAACAAUCGUCGAGAUGCUUGUCGAUUGUUGAAAUGGCAACUUUUUGUUUCUGUAUUUUUUUUCGUUUACCUUUUUUAGAAAAUCAUAAUUUCAAAGUAGUCCCCGGACUCAAAAGAAGCCCCGCACGACAGUAUAGGAAACAUGUUCUAACUUAUGAGAGUUAAUGAAUAGAACACCAAUGUAAGCUAUAUUUUUGUAUUUUUUUUUAUUGUAGAGAAAUAAACAAUAUAGUGGAUCCACCAUUAU